Messenger RNA from Actinia tenebrosa (Australian red waratah sea anemone), 937 nucleotides. RefSeq lists its product as uncharacterized. The record is from RefSeq and is a predicted model, not a curated record. NCBI's taxonomy places the organism in Eukaryota, Metazoa, Cnidaria, Anthozoa, Actiniaria, Actiniidae.
UGGUAUUACAGAAAAAAGCGGAAGUGAAUCGAUUACAUCCGGGGCUCAAGAAAGUGCCAGAUCACGUGAUAGGGAAUUUUUUUCGGUUGGUGUCUUUAUAAAAUCGGCGCGAAAGUAGUGCAAACUGGCUUGACUGUAUGAUAACCGCACUUCUAUAGAAAGAAAAGCAUUUUUAAGCGCUAAAAGUCCGAACGUGGAAAGCUUUUUCAUCACUAACAGCAAUGCCGAGAAAACCAUUCAGAGAAAAGGUUGCACGAGUAUUCCCGCUGGCACCUUGCUGGAGUGACUGGUAUACCGCUCUUGUACCUGAAGCACACAAUUCAACAGACUACGAGCCACGUGCAAGGGGCCACAACGGUUCUAUUUACAGCAACAUAAGGGGGCGAUUCCGCGAAAAUUACGAUGAUGGUAUCUACGAGCUUGGUUUCUCACUAAAGGGAGAGAAAAUACAAGUGGUAUAUAUUGGUAGUGCUCAUCGAGAUGGCCCCGGUUCGAUAAACGAACGUAUUGAGGAAUACUGCAGGAAUGGCUCUCAUAAGAGUGCGCUAAUCAACAAGGCAAUAAAAGAUGGAUAUACGAUGUUAGUGCGGGCCAAAAACCUCCGUGGAUCAAAAGAGUUUGUAUGGGAUUCUGAAAACAAAUACCUGAAAGAGUACAACUAUGCAUGGAAUCAGAGGAACAACGGUAACAUUAGAAGAAACGUUCCAGCUCGGGGAUGAAGUGAUCAAUACACUGCCAUACGUACAAACUGUAUGUACAAUGAAAGUGAAUGUAUGCACGUAGUAUAGGAUGGUUUUUAUGUAUUAAAUAAUCGUAAUUCGGCAGAAAGAAAUAAGAAAGCAUUAAGUGCGUGGCUAUUAAUGAAGGACAUUGCAUUGUGAAAUAGUAACGAAAAAGGUUCUAAGCUUAUUAAUAAAUAUUGAAUAUUUUUUCAGAU